Moesziomyces aphidis is the source of this 843-nucleotide messenger RNA. The record is from the annotation of a GenBank genome assembly. NCBI's taxonomy places the organism in Eukaryota, Fungi, Basidiomycota, Ustilaginomycetes, Ustilaginales, Ustilaginaceae.
AUGCCAAAGCUGCUUGCUAACUUGCAUGGGACUGAAGUGCCUGCGAGCCUCGCAACGAGCUCCAGGGCGACAAGGACGUGGGUGGACGUUAUACGAUCUCGGGGUUUUUGCGGAGCAGUUUCGGUGCAAACGGCAGACACGGUCGCACGUCUGACGCGCCAGGCGAGGCCGGGCUGGAUCGGCGCAAUUGGGCUGAGCAGCGGGGCGAUUCCUGAAGUUUCGUCCAAAAUGGCGAAUUUCCAGGCUGCCCUGCCUGGUCGACGCACUCUUGGGAGCCACGCAGCCGUGGGCCAUUUGGGCACGGCUCAACCAACGUGCAGCCCUUCACGCCGCGCGUCAGCUCAAGCGACCGCCCCGCCCGAAAACCCGUCAGCCCGGCUGAGCCCAGCAGGUCCGCAGGGCGUGGACAGAGCGCGGACGCCUCGAGUUCGAGCUCGACUUUUUCGUGCGGUGCGGGCGGCGGCGGCUGCUCAGCGCAUGCAGACAGAGAGCCAACCCGGCCCAUCGCAGCUCUGCCCAGGCCAGAGAGCCCGCGCCCAGAGAGCGCUCCCUCGCUCUCGCAUAUCGCUCGCUCGCCAAAAGCGGCGCGCUCCCAUCGCCGUCGAGCCUGUCUAUCCGUCUUCGUGUCGUUCUCCCUCUCCUCCCUCCACCGACAUCUCGACCAUCGCCAUCCUCAGAGGUACCGGAUCCACUUUGACCAACUCCGCGCGGUCAGCCGAUCCCUCCCCCGUCAGGCACCUUGAAACGCAGGUCGAUUCUCUCUCCCCACCGACCGGCUCCCACUCAAGUGUGUCGACACACGCGCAUCCAGCCUCCAGCAUCCAGCAUCCAGCAUCGCAGUAG